ACAUGGGCUGCGGCGGCUCCAAGUCGGUGGCGGCCGUCCAACCUCUAGACGACGAGGCUGAGAAUGUCUCCAAGGUUGAAGUGCUCAAAGAAAACGGCGUCAGCGAUGGUCUGGACAGAAUACAGAGCGUACCGGACAACCACAUACCGAACGGAAGCCCGGCGGACCAGCCAGACCAGACCAGCACGCAGCUAAACCCUGCCAGCCCGCCGCAGCUGCUGCCCGUCAAGCAAGCCAACGGCUCGUCGGCAAUCGCGUUCGAGAUUCCGCUGGAGGCGGGCGAGAGUCUGAUCCAGCGGCACCCGCCCAAGCGUUUCCAGCGGCUCGAGGAUAACCAGCUGACGCUGGAGAUCUUCGAGGGCAAGCACGCCAACGCCGCCGAACGGAGGAGCAAGCUAUUGAACCAGCGCGUGCAGAGCGCUCGGGUGCGAAACCUGCGCAGCGCCGGCCGCGCCAAGUCUCGCACAACCAUGCGCUCGGACGACGACCCGAUCGAGGGUGGCGUAGCCGACCAGAGGAAGGACGAGUCCGAACUGUCAUAGGUACAUCCUAGUCCAUAGCGCAUUAUGUUCACUGGUUCCUCGGAGAUGAACCGGUGAAUGACGCGCUGCUCCUGAGCGUUGGCUGCCCAUCCGCCCGACUUCGAACCAGAGUCGAUCGUCUGUCUUCUUCAAAACGAGAUCAUGGGCCUCGUCAAGCUCACAGAGGCCACCGUUUUCGGCUAUCUCGACUGCUGUGCAAGCUUCGAUGGAGGACGGAGCUCGAAGUGGAGCAGUGCACGGGACUCGCGAGAGCACCGACGCCGGUACGGUGCUGGCAGCAGACGACUGCUUUUCAGCGCCAUCGUGCUCGAGCUGAACGUGGUCACCUGAGAGGCAAUCAGCCGAAAGGCACCAUCAGCCAACAUGCAUUUCCGGCAUACGGUCCAGAGCGCUUCGCCUGUGCGGACUGGGCCGGCAUUCCGUCCAGAGCACUCCGCCUGUGCUAUAUGGGCCGGCAUUCUGUCCAGAGCACUCCAUCUGUGCUGCCUGGGCAUGUUGCUGUGAGCUGUAAAAGGCACUAAACGUUCAGGUGACAUGCUGAGAUCGAUUGCGAAGGGAGGUUUUUUGCGAGAGGUAGGUGCGUUUUGGUUUGACCUAUACGAGACAUGUAGCAUGUGAUACGUCGAAGAUGGCAGACUGCAUUGUACACUCUUGUUUGUAUGCAUGCUAGUCCAGGCUAUCGUCGUGCUUUGUGCUGAGGGAAAAACUUUCAUAAUACUGCGUCAGAAACAAAACUCGGGUGAACAAGAUAAAACUUCAUAAGUGAUCAAUGCAUUAUGUGAAGAACUCGGUUUGCUGUGAAAUGCAUGGCAAAUGCUUGGAAUGUAUCAUAUAUGGAUGUGUUUGGAAAUAAACACUUGUUCCAAGUGUUUUCCCCGGCCUUACGAGCCACCCAAUCAGGGGAUCAUCAGCUGGAGUAGACCUAUGAAUAAAGAAAA
Pollicipes pollicipes is the source of this 1480-nucleotide messenger RNA. RefSeq lists its product as uncharacterized. Lineage: Eukaryota; Metazoa; Arthropoda; Thecostraca; Pollicipedomorpha; Pollicipedidae. The transcript has 5 exons. The coding region runs from base 3 to 542 and encodes 179 amino acids. The record is from RefSeq and is a predicted model, not a curated record.